CUUUGGAGCUCCUUCAAUUCAUUUAUAGCUCAACAAGAGUUGUUUCCCCAGUAGGUUUGGGUUUGGGGACAGGAUCAGUGCAUGGCAAAUCACCAGGAGUGUGGCAUCGGUGGAGAGUGGUGACAGCCCAGUGACCAGACAACGAGAGCUGUGCAAGAUGAAGGUGUUUCUGUCUCUUCUGUUGGCUGCUGUCACUUGCAUGGAUUUGGGACACUCCUUGCAGUGCUACACGUGCAGGGAUUUGACCUCAGUUGACAAGUGCCAGACGAUUGAGAACUGCACAAAGGAGGAGACCAUGUGCAAGACUACAAUGUACUCCCUGGAGGAUGUUUACCCCCCCACGGGGGUCUCCACUGUCACCAAGAUGUGUGCCUCCAGCUGCGAGCCCUCCAGCGUGGAUAACAUCGGGAUGACGCGUCCUGUCACCUGCUGCUACUCUGACCUGUGCAACUUCGACGGAGCAGCAAGCUUGAGCACCAACAUGGUGCCAGCUGGGAUCCUGGCAAGUUCCCUCUGUGCCUUUUUCUGGUCUAGACUUUGAUGGGAUGA
Ficedula albicollis (Collared flycatcher) is the source of this 549-nucleotide messenger RNA. RefSeq names its product ly6/PLAUR domain-containing protein 2-like. Bases 158 to 541 code for a protein of 127 amino acids. The record is from RefSeq and is a predicted model, not a curated record. Gene Ontology annotation, molecular function: acetylcholine receptor inhibitor activity. The transcript is spliced from 3 exons. NCBI's taxonomy places the organism in Eukaryota, Metazoa, Chordata, Aves, Passeriformes, Muscicapidae.